CUUCCCUAUUAAAAGAAAGAUGGAUAGAGUUAAACAAAGGGCUGAGCUUGAGCUAUUUUGAAGAAAAGAUUGGACAAAAACAUCAUUCUGUAAAUAUGAGCAACUUGUACACCAAAAUUAUUUUUCUUCCACUUCACAAUUACUCACUUUAUUUUCCUUUAAUCCCAGUAAAACACAGAAAAAUGAUCAGACCUGGAAAUUGCCUCUCCUAAAAUACAAAAAAAGCAUUUAUACUGCAGAAAAAAAGAGAAAUCUUCAGUUUAUUACUCCUCAAAUUAAUUUAGAAACUUGGAGCAAAUGAAGUGGGGGAAAUGGAAAUACAGUCCCUGUGAUCUCAAAGGAUUUCGGUACAUUGUACUUUAUUUCAUCUGAAGCUUUCAGUCACAAUCAAAGUCAUAUCUGCCGAUCUUCUAUCGUGGCAGCUUUAAUAAAAACUUAAUAACUCGCCGACUCUUGCUAUACUUAUAGCCUGGAUCAGGGGCAGAGGGGGUAACUGGGUGUGAAAUAGACUGCAGUUAGUUGAUGGACUCAUGAAAGGACUCGGAUGGCUGCUUGUCACUCACAGCCUGAACCGCCUCUGCUCCAUCUGAAGUCAAAAUAUGAAUCUAAAUAGCCUGGAAAAAAGGCAUUUCUCAACCAAUGGAACCCUGAAGUGGCAUCAUCACAGGAAGUUAUUGGAGGCGCAGCCUGCCUGGGAGCCUGCCCGCCGAGGGUAGGAGGGGUUGUAGUGACGCUGUCAUCCAAUGGGCACCGGCUUCCUCCGGACCGAACGCAGCAUCUCUGUCUCAGCGGCACUUUUGCGCCAGACAAGUAGGGACGUUCUUUUGCUCAGUGGUGGAGAAGAAAAAAACACAGGGAUCCGGGAAUUACUGAGGCGUUUACUGACGGAGAAAGAUCAUCCUUUUUACCCCUGAUUUUUUCUUUUUCUCUUACCUCUUGGGUUUUUUUGUUGGCAAAGAUGAUCGUUGGCUGCGUCCUGUUGGCGUGCACCUUACUUGUGGGCGCAUCCUCGGGGAGUAGAGCGGGCCAGCCCCUUAAACCUUCUUGCAGACCCGGCUUCUCUCAGAGCUUCUACACGGUGAUUGUCCCCAGAGAUGUACUGCAUGGCCAGAGCAUCCUCAAAGAUACCACCCUGUCCAGUGAGCGUGUAAAGUUUGAGGAUUGCCAACACAGCAGAGAGGUGGGCUUUGUCAGCAGCGACCCCAACUUCAACGUGAGGCCUGAUGGGAGCGUGUACACGGAGCAGGAGGUGGCCAACCUCUCAGAGCCUGUACAGUUCAUGGUGACAGCGUGGGGACUACAUGAUCCCCACAUCUGGGAGACCACCGUAAAACUGGCCCUCGCUGGACAUCUUCAUCCUCUACCCCUUUCAAAGAUCGGCUUUGAAGAAAUGCUGUCACGGGUGUGGGAGUCCCAACCCAGGGUUAUCAAGUUUUCUCGAAGACAUCAGAGAGGCUCCUCUACCAACAGUUUGAGGCGGCAGAAGAGAGACUGGGUCAUCCCACCCAUCAAUGUGCCUGAAAACGCCAGAGGACCCUUUCCACAUAUGCUUGUCAGAAUCCGCUCGGAUCAGGAUAAGGACGUUGGCAUCCGCUACAGCAUCACAGGCGCCGGUGCCGAUCAGCCCCCGAGUGGAAUUUACAACAUAGAUCCCAUUAGCGGCAACAUGUUUGUCACCGUGCCCUUGGACAGAGAGGAGAGAGCCUCCUUCCAUCUGCGAGCUCAUGCGGUGGACAUGAAUGGGAACCAGGUGGAGAACCCAAUAGAUCUGUACAUCUAUGUGAUUGACAUGAAUGACAACAGACCUGAGUUUCAAAACCAGGUUUAUAACGGCUCGGUGGCUGAAGGGUCCAAACCAGGUUCGUCUGUGAUGCAAGUGACGGCCACGGACUCAGACGACUCCACCACGGCCAACGGUAUGGUACGCUACCGGAUCCUCUCGCAGACCCCCCAUAGUCCCAUCCCCAAUAUGUUCACCAUCAACAGCGAGACGGGAGACAUCGUUACUGUGGCCGCUGGCCUGGACAGGGAGAAAGUGUCGCAGUACACCAUUAUAGUCCAAGCUACAGAUAUGGAGGGCAAUCUGAACUUUGGGCUCUCCAACACGGCUACCGCUCUCAUAUCUAUCACCGACAUCAACGACAACCCACCAGAACUGACAGUCAGGACGUUUUCCGGGGAGGUGCAGGAAAACAAGGUGAGCGUGGUUGUCACCAACCUCACAGUGGUGGACCGGGAUCAGCCCCACAGCCCUAAUUGGAACGCGGUCUAUCGCAUUGUCAGCGGAGACCCCUCCGGACACUUCAUAAUCCGCACCAAUCCCAUCACGAAUGAAGGAAUGCUUACAGUGGUCAAGCCGGUGGAUUUUGAGAUGAACCGUGCCUUCAUGCUGACAGUGGUGGUGUCCAACCAGGCCCACCUGGCAAGUGGCAUCCAGUCCUCUCUUCAGUCCACGGCGGGAGUCACCAUCUCUGUCCAGGAUGUGAACGAGCCACCCGUCUUCCCCGUCAACCCCAAGACGAUCCGUUUUGAGGAGGGUGUGCCAGCUGGAACCACUCUUACGGUGUUUUCGGCUCAGGACCCUGACCACUUCAUCCACCAGAUUGUCAGGUACUCUAAGCUGUCAGACCCAGCUAACUGGCUGAAGAUAAACAGAACCAAUGGUCAGAUUACCACCAUGGCCCUGUUGGACAGAGAGUCCAUGUAUGUCAAAAACAACAUGUAUGAAGCCACAUUCCUGGCAUACGACAAUGGUAAGUCUGGUUCGCCUCAGGCCAGUGGGACAGGGACCCUUCAGAUUUACCUGAUUGAUGUCAAUGACAAUGCGCCUGUGCUGGUACCCAAGGACGCCCAAAUCUGCGAGCGGGCCCGUCACAACUCCAGAAUCAACAUCACGGCUUCGGAUGCGGAUGCCGAGCCUAAUGUCGGGCCGUUUGUCUUUGAGCUGCCUUCAUUCCCUGCCAGUAUCCGCCGCAACUGGACCAUUUCCAGACUGAGUGGCGACUACGCUCAGCUCAGACUAAGGAUUCCUUACCUGGAGCCAGCUGUGUAUGAGAUCCCGGUCAUAGUGUCCGACUCGGGGAACCCUCCCCUGUCCAACCGCUCUAUGAUCAGGAUCAAAGUGUGUCCUUGUGACAACAAUGGGGACUGCAGUGCUACAGGGGCCGUGGCGGCCGCUGGUCUUGGCACUGGAGCCAUCAUCGCUAUCCUCAUCUGCAUUAUUAUACUGCUGAGUAUGGUUCUGCUGUUUGUGGUGUGGAUGAAGCGCAGAGAGAAGGAGCGGCAAGCAAAGCCCCUGCUGAUCGACCCAGAGGACGACGUUAGAGACAACAUCCUGAAAUAUGAUGAAGAGGGUGGAGGAGAGGAAGACCAGGACUACGACCUGAGCCAGCUGCAGCAGCCGGAGUCUCUGGACCACAUCAUUAACAAGCCAACAGGGGUGCGCCGGGUUGAUGAGAGGCCUGUGAUCGCCGAGUCCCAGUACCCUGUCAGACCCAGUGUGCCUCACCCAGGGGACAUAGGAGACUUCAUAAAUGAUGGCCUAAGGGCAGCUGACAACGACCCCACCGCCCCUCCUUACGACUCCCUGCUGGUGUUCGACUAUGAGGGCAGUGGUUCGACCGCUGGCUCUGUCAGCUCACUCAACUCCACCAGCUCAGGAGACCAGGACUACGACUACCUCAACGACUGGGGUCCUCGCUUCAAGAAGCUGGCAGACCUCUAUGGUGGAGGAGAGGACAACUGAGAGCGGAGCGCGGGCGGUGCGGGGCCAGGGGCUGUGGCAUGGGUCAGGAGAGGUGGGAAAGGUUUAAAGGAUGUAACACACAGGCAGCGUCUGACAACAUGGAGAGGCCGUGGAAGAGACUUGAGAGGAACGGAUCCUUUCCACGGGCUGCAGUAGUUGGCUGAGCCCGCAGACAUGAUAUCUGCUGAAAUGCAACUGUAUUCUGGCUUUAUGGUUUUAGUGCCGAGUUUGUAGUGUAACAUUUUGAGUUUUUUUUUUAUUUCUGUUCGCUCGCCACGCUGGACCUGGAUUCCUCUGGAGACGAAUCAAGGCAGCCGCGAGACACACGAGUAGUGAAUUUGUGCUUUGAUUGAUUGUUAAUACAAAACUAUCUCCUGCUUUAGUCUCACACUGAAGAGAAUGUUUUUUAUUUGGGGGGGAGGGAGGGAGGGGGAGGGGCGCUCACUGACUCUCUUUAACUCUGUCAACUUGAAUUUCCUUAGAACAGAAGCACUGUCAUUUUAUAAAGUGCCUUUUGUGGUGUGUUUUUGUAUCAGACUCCUGCUAUCUCAGGAUUGGUUGCUGUUCGUGCAGUACAGGGGGGACGCGUUCCGACGUUUCCCCGUCGCCCCUCCUGUGCUCCUCAGACCAUCCCUGUCCUUCUCUUUUCUCCUCGCCCAUUCGCAGACAUGCAAACAGCCCCGGCAGCCUAUCCCAGGAGGGGAGGACUCAACCCAGGGUGCACUGUCGGAUAUCAUAACCCACUGUAUUAGGGAGUUGGUGAGGGAGGGUUGGACCACCCUCUUCUCCAAGAGUUUGCUCAGUUCACUAACAUCCCUUGUCCACACAGCAACAUUUUUAUACACGUCGGGGUUUUAUAAUUUAUUGGAGAAUGCUUGCCUUUCUUCUAUGGACUCAUGAGGUUUAGGAACCUUUGUGUUGAGACGCUUGCCUGCCCCUUGUAUGCUUUUGUGUUGCUAACUCCAUGGUGUAAAGCUUAACAUAGGCAUGAUUCAAGUAGUCCGAGAUUGUUAAUUGAGGGGAACUCAAAUGACUCGGAACAAAGACGUCUGAGAAAGAUUCCUCUGGUCGCCUUGAACAUUCUUGGGGUUUUUUUCUGGUUUUUUUUAGGCCAACAAAAAUAUUAAAAAGUGCAUGAUUUAUUUUAUUUGUUUUUUUCUUCAAAUGUUUUACUCAAAGCACUUGUUACUCUGUGGUGAGAAUGUGAAAAUAGUCAGCAGAAACUAUAUAAAUAUACUCUGUAUAAACACACUGAGAAAAUAAAAUACUGUAAAAUACAUAUUUUUCAAGUAUUAAUGACAUAUAGCAGGGGAAAUAAGUAUACAAACUGGUCAAUAUUUUGUCAGUAAAUACAUUUAUACUAGCCCAUGGCAUGAAAUUCAUUCCCGAUGUUGGUAACUAUCCAAGUAAUUUAAACAUACAAAGAAAUCAAAAUAAAUUUAAGUUUUUAGAAAACAACCCUGCUCUGUAUUCCAAUAUUUAUAUCUGCUGGUUUAUUCCUAAUUGAAGAAGUAUAAAAAGAUUUCUUAUUACCAAGCUAUCACACAAGCAUGCCAUGAUGGCUGAAAGCAAAGAGCUCUUUCGAAACCUUCACAACUUAAUGGAUGUAAAUAUACUAAUGGGUGUGGUUAUGGACUUAUUUCUGAACUUAUGAUUGUUCUGGUGGGUAACGUCAGGGGCAUUUCUGGAAAUGGCAAGAAUAUAAUUUUCAUCAUAAACCAGUCAUAACCAGGAGUAAAAAAAAUAUCAGAAAAGUUGUCCACAAGCCAAGCACUACUCCAAGAUACCUUAAAAUGAUCUGGAAUUAGCAGGUGAAGUUAUGACUGCAGAAAAUGACAAGCAACACUCUCAAGAACAAUGGCUUCCAUGCACACCUAAUGCGCAAGACUCCACUGAUGAAGAAAAGGCAUGUUCAAGCCCUUUUAAAAUUUGCUGCAGAACAUUUGGAAAAGCCCUUAGAAUAUACUCUAGUCAGAUGGGAGUGAAAUUAUAAUCUUUGGUUGCCACUCCAACACACGUUUUGAUGAGGAAUGGCACUGCAUUUCACCCCAAAAACACCACAUCAGAAGUGAGGUUUUGAGCCGGAAACAUCAUGAUAUGAGGGUGUCUUAUAGCUUGUGGUAUUUGAUAAGAGUCUGAAGACAAAACAAGGGUGGAUUUUAUAAGCAAGGCAAUGAUCCUAGAACCAGCCAUGAAAACGCUCAAAGGGUUUCAGAGAGAGAAAAUGGUCCAGUCACUUUGUUGACUGGUGGAAAAUGGCUGGGUAAGUCAGUCGAUUUGAAUCCAAUUAAAAAUCUAUGGAAAGACUAGAAGAUUAGAGCAAAGAAGGCCUUCAAACAGUUGAAGACAGUUUGUGUGGAUAAUGGGUCAAAAUCACACCUGGGCGAUGAUUGCGAUUAUUUCCUCCAUACAGAACAUGUCUUAAAGCAUUUGUAACCAACAAAGACUGUUUUAUACUACUGAUUAAUUUCAGUAGCACCUUGAAUUUUUCUGUUUUAUUCCAUUUUACGACAAUUAACUUAAAAAUUCGACUUGCUAAAUUUCUUUGUAUGUGUUGAUUACUUGAGGUACUUUAAUUUAAAUAGGCUGAUUAGAAAUAUAUUUACUGAUAAGAAAUUCGAUAUGUUAUACAAUACUUAUAUUCUCUGCUGUAAAGGUUGCUGCUCUCCCUCUCGAGCUACUUAGUGGGCUUUGGUGGCCCGUUCAUUUGUAAAAAUGUGGAUCUGCUGUUAAAACGCAAUUUUUUCAAGAUGCUUGCUUUUAAAUUUUCUGCUUCAGUUCUGCUAACUUUUUUUCAUUUCACAUCUUUUCUAUAUGAAACAUGCCCUAUCGUCUGCCUCUGACAGAUGCACUCCCUCGGUCGGCUUCUUGCCUUGGGACGACUCAUUAGCCAUGCCUGCUGAUAUUAUAUUAUUCAAGGUACUGGAGUUCUUUUAUUUAUUCAUCUUGAUACUGGAUGUGUGCUUCAGGAAAUAAACAACACAUGUUUUGAAAA
Girardinichthys multiradiatus is the source of this 6740-nucleotide messenger RNA. RefSeq names its product cadherin 4, type 1, R-cadherin (retinal) (gene cdh4). Gene Ontology annotation, molecular function: cadherin binding; calcium ion binding. The record is from RefSeq and is a predicted model, not a curated record. Gene Ontology annotation, cellular component: plasma membrane; catenin complex; adherens junction. The coding region runs from base 959 to 3745 and encodes 928 amino acids. The transcript has 17 exons. Gene Ontology annotation, biological process: adherens junction organization; calcium-dependent cell-cell adhesion; multicellular organism development. NCBI's taxonomy places the organism in Eukaryota, Metazoa, Chordata, Actinopteri, Cyprinodontiformes, Goodeidae.